This is a messenger RNA of Callithrix jacchus (white-tufted-ear marmoset), 6625 nucleotides long. NCBI's taxonomy places the organism in Eukaryota, Metazoa, Chordata, Mammalia, Primates, Cebidae. The record is from RefSeq and is a predicted model, not a curated record.
AUGGGGGAGGGAGCCGCGCGACCCCGCAGUCGGGCCGAGCGCCGGAGCGAAGCCCGAGGACAGGGAUCGGGCCGGGGACCAGACCCAGGCGCGCGCGCUCCCCCCUCAGCCCAGGCGCUCGCGAACCCGAGGAAAGGCGGCGACGAGCGCCGCGGUCGUGGGGGAGGGGCGGGGAGUCGAAGCCCGCCAGCGACAGGAACAGCGGGAAGGGGGAAGGGAGGCCAGGGCGUCCGCGCCAGCGAAGGGCGGGGAGCGCGCGUGCGCGCGGAGGAGCGCGGCGACCUGAGCCGUUCUCCGCGCGCUUUGGCCUCGCGCCGGGGCCGCCGCCCCUCCCCCACCCGGCUCGCUGGCUCUCUCACCCGCCGCCUCCGCCCGCCGCCUCCGAGGGGGAGAGGUCUUGCCGCCGCCGCUGCUCGAGCUCCCGAGUCCCUCAGGGCCUGGAGCUGCCGCCUCGCCUCGCCGGUCCGCCCGCCUCAGCCGACGCCGACGCCUCCUCGCUUCCUCAGGGGCCGCAGCGGGCUCCGACUGCGCCACUCGCACCCCGCCUGGGCCGCGCUGCACGUCAGCACGACUAACUGCGUGCGUCACCACGCAAACGCGCGUCGCGGGGCCCGCCGGGAACUGGAGCAGGCUUUUGCUCAGGCGCCGAACCCACACCGAGAAGUAUCGUUUCUUAAGGCGCACGGACGAUUUCACUUCUUUGCCGAAGGACUAAGCGUCCCGUCGGCCAGUGCGACGAAGAACGGAGAAGGCGACCUAAGACACCGCGUAUUCAAAGGCCUUCCGGUGCGGGGAGGAGCACAGGGCCUAGCGCCACCUAAGCGGCGCCCGGGAGCGUCCCACCGCCCGCCGUCCACGCAGAGCAUUCUGGGAGUUGUGGUUCGGGCGUGUCGCGGAGCCCGGAUGCAAAUUUGGCUCUGGGCGCGGCGGCCAUUUUGUCUCCCCAUGUUGGGAGGCGAUGGCCGUGGCACGGCGGUGCAGCUGUUGUCAUGUGACUGUGGGCUUCCCGAUCGAGCCCGCGGCUGGAUAGCACUCCGACUUCCGCACCCGAGAGAAGCCGCCUCGGGCCCCAGCCAGCGGCCAUCCCCGGAGUCCUUGAGCCUGGCUGCAGGCCCUGGACCUGCGCUAGGGGCCCAACCAGCUGCCCGUGGCGUAGGCUGCGCUCUGCCGCUGUGCACUGAGCUGAGGCCCGACGGCUGCCCCUGAGGGUGGAGUUCUAGCCUCGGGUACGGCAGCCAGGCUGGGGUCCCCCCAGAAUCGGGAACGUGGCACCCGUGAAGGGGCACGUGCAGGAGCAGGGCAGGAGGGAAACGGGCGCCUUAAAAGUUUGCGCCCUUUGGUCCGUACUUGCUGUUAACUUUUCUAAGUCGGUGGUUCUGGGCCCGGUCGUCAGCGCGUCUCCCUCACGGCAGAGGCAUUAGACGCUGGGCUGCUCGGGCGCAGGUUCGAAUCUCACCCCGCCCCUGGACGCGCCCUUAGCUGUCCUUGCACCCGAAACGGGACGCAGUUCCUUUAUAUCUGACAUUAGGGUUUGGAGGUGGUUUUUUGCUUGUUUUUAAGAGACGGGGUGUUCCCCAGGCUGGUCUGGAAUUCGGGUUCAAGUGAUUCUCCCACCUCAGGCUCCCAAGUAGCUGGGACUACCUGUGCGUACCACCACAUCUGGCUUUUUAAACGGUUUCACUCUUGUCACCCGGGCUGGAGGGCAGUGGCGCAAUCUCAGUUCACUGAAACCUCCGUCUCUCCCCGGGUUCAAGUGAUUCUCCCAAGUAGCUGGGAUUACAGGUGAGCGCCACCGCGCCCAGCUAGUUUUUGUAUUUUUAGUAGAGGCGGGGUUUCACCAUGUUGGCCAGGCUGGUCUCGAUCUCCUGACCUCAGGUGAUCUGCCCGCCUCAGCCUCCGAAAGUGCUGGGAUUACAGGCGUGAGCCACCGCGCCCAGCUAGUAUUCAGCUCUAAGUUUUGUUUUUCGCUUGUAACCUAAGCUCCCUGGCUUCCUGGAGCUUACAUUACAAAUAACUAGGCAACUACCAGACAGAACAGGUGCCAGGGAGGGUGGGAACAGGGUAUGGGGUAAGGACAAUGUCUGCAAAAGCAUCCCGCCCUCCAGGGGGAGACCAGAUGUCCAGGAAGUAACCUCCCAGCUGCCUAGAAGUGUUUCUCGAAUUACCUUCUUAUCUGGAGACCCCAGUCCCCACCCAGCCCGUCCUGCCGGGCUGGAAGCAGGGUCUCAGGCCUUCUGGCUUCCAGGCCCUGUGUGUUACCAGUCCAGUGGGUAGGAUGGACUGAGGAUGGUCCUCAGCGCAGGCAUGGUGCACACAGCAAGCAUAACAAGUGCCUGGGCCCUCUCUGUGGUACUCAGACCCCAAAGUCCUUAGCUCAGCCCCUGAGACAUGCCCUGGUUCCUGUGCUCAGGACAAACAGAUGUGAAACUCUGGAAGUGAGUGCAGCAAGGAACCGCCUUCCACGUGCGGCCAUGACGUCCCAUGUCCAAGCCCUGUGGGCACCGCCUCCUUCAGCGGCUCUUUCUGGCCUUGGUGUAGCACAGCUGGUGAGGUCGGCACUGUCCAGCCACCCCUUUCUUCUCGGGGUGAGGGGGAGAACCCUCUGUGAUGUCAGGGUUUUAAAGUACUAAUUGGGUCCAGGCGUGGUGGCUCACACUUUGGGGUGCUUGAGGCCUGGGAGUUCAAGACCAGCCUGGGCAACGUAGUGAGACUCCCCCCAUCUCUUAAAAAAACAAGAAAACAGAUAAUCACUCGUUUUAUUUUUUUAGGAUUCCUAGUCUCUUUGAAAGAGGUUAACAGUCAUAAAUUUACAAUAUUUCAAAGCCUAGCACAGUGGCCCAGCUGUGAUCCCAGCUGCUUGGGAGACUGAGGAGGGAGAAUCACUUGAUUGAGCCAACGCAUUGGAGACAAGCCUGGGUAACAUAGCAAAACCCAUCACUGAAAGUAAGUAAAUGUGUGAAAAUCCAACUGAAUUAUGACUGCCAAGCCUGGCACUUUUUAAUAUAAAACUAUUUCUUUUAAAAAAACUUUGGUUCAAUUCAUUCACCUCAGAGAACAAAAAAGAAAAAAAGUAAAAUUAAAAAAGCACACACCUACAUAAAAGAUCCAUCAGACAAACCCAUCACCUAAAAAUUAUAAAGUAAUGAAUAUCUCAAAAAAAGGAAAGAUAAAGUAAUGAAUAUCUAAAGCAUGAAGAGAUGCUUCUUUAGCUGCCUGAUGCCUCAACCCACUCUGCAGAGUGCCCAGAGCCAUAGCAGGAGCCCCUCCAGUGCAGCCUCCUCAGAGCGUCCCUGCAGCGCUGGAGCCACUCAGACACAUCCAUGUUAGUGCACUAGCGGCACAACUUCGUCAUAUUUAAAACGUGGAGUCUGGGCAAUAUGGCGAAACCCCAUCUCUACUAAAAAUACAAAAAUCAGCUGAGCAUGGGGGUGUACACCUGUAGUCCCAGCUACUUGGGAGGCUGAGGCAGGAGGAUUACCUGAGGCUUGGAAGGUUGAGACCAGUGAGCCAGAAUUGUGCCACUACACCAGCUUGGGUGACAGAGUGUGACUCUGUCCCCCCACCCCCCCAAAAAGGAGCCUAAAUACCCAUUUACAGGAAAUGAGUUAAAUUCAUUUGAAAUUCAUUAAUUAUGAAAUUAGGCCCAUCUGGAUGAUGACAUGAUUAAUUUAACUCUUGAGUUACAGAAUAAAGAGGAACUCUGCGGCCAGGCGUGGUGGCUCACGCCUGUAAUCCCAGCACUUUGGGAGGCCGAGGUGGGCGGAUCACGAGGUCAACAAAUCAAGACCAUCCUGGUGAACAUGGUGAAAUCCUGUCUCUACUAAAAAUACAAAAAAUUAGCUGGGCAUGGUGGUGCACACCUGUAAUCCCAGCUACUCAGGAGGCUGAGGCAGGAGAACUGCCUGAACCUAGGAGGUGGAGGUUGCAGUGAGCCGAGAUCACGCCAUUGCACUCCAGCCUGGGUAACAGGAGCAAAACUCCGUCUCAAAAAAAAAAAAGGAGCUCUGCAUUCUCCCAGUGCCCAAGGCACCAUGUCAGGCUAUGUUGUCAUCAGGCUGGUAGGUGGGUGGCAGACAAAUCCAGGCAGCACCCAGGAGCCUUCAUGGCUUCCCUGCUCCAGCUUGGUGGCCACAGCCUGACGCCCCUUCCCUCAGGGCUGCACCGGGCCUGUGGAAAUCUUUGUGACCCAGGUUUCACUCAUAGGCCAAGAUACCCUGCACUUGCUCUCAGCAGGGACAGCGCUCCGUGCAGUGCCUGCAGCCUUCAUACAGCUCAGCUUUUCUUUCUAGGAGCUAGGAAGCUGUCAGCUUAGCUCUCUGUGGGCAGGGUUUUUAAAAUUCUGUUUGUCUGCAGUCAGAGCUAAUGGUCCCAAAACACAAAUCCCCACCUACAGGCCUGUCAAGGAGGCACAGGGCCCACGCCCAUCCCUCCAGGUGCCCUUGUGCAAGUGACAAGCACCCACAGCCUCAGAGGAGUCCUCACUGCCCGAUCUCAGCAUGUUGCUCUCUGCAGGGUUUGGUGCCCGAGAUGCACAGUCCCGGGAGGAAGAUGGCCCAGUGAGCCGCACACCCAGCACCGCUCAAGGCCAUAGGUGCAAAUGUGGGCUCUGGUCUUCACAGGCCCUGGAGAGGAGACCUUUCCAUACCUGGAGUUUGGGAGCCGCGGGAGGCAGGCAUGGGGAGAGGGUUCUCAGUGACCCCUGUACGCUGAAGACUCCCUCUCCGUCUCUGCUGUGCUGGGUCUGCUAGGUGAGGUCUCCAGUGCCUGAAGCCCUGUGUGCCAGGGCCAGGCCUAUCCCAGAGCCCCAUGCACCUUCCACGUUAGCCCCAGUGGUCGGUGGUCAUGUCCUCCUCCAGGAUACACAGCUUCCCUCAGCCCCAGUGUGACUGAUUUUGCCCACCCAGGAAUACCCUGUGCAGAGGCCCACUCCAGGCAGGAGCCUGCAGGGCUGAGAAGGGCUUGUGAACUCCUGAGUGGCCCUAACUGCUGCCCCCCAGGACGGUUGGCCCCAGUACCAUCACCCUGUGUUUUGAGUGGAAAAUGUUCCAAUAGGGCGUGACUCCAAGUAGUUCAAAAAUACAAAGCAUGUGGGGAGGAGUCUGGCUUGCGUGCCCUCCCCUCUUACCUGUCCCACCCUAAUAGGUCAGCCUGGGGUUGUUUUCUCCCAUGCCUUGUGUCUUUUGACAAAUCCCCCUUGGGGCUUGUGCCUCAAGGCACAGGCCAAGGCUGUAUGGGGACCAUGCUGUGCUGUCUGGCCGAGAAGGAUGUCUCCAUCACUUAAAUGCAUCUGUGAUCUGCUCAGUGGAGCCACUCUGUCCUCCACGGCCAGGUACUAACUCUUGCCCCUCUGCAGCACCCAAAUGCCUGUUCAACACAACUUUGCUGCCAGAGUGUGUUGCCUUUCUUUUUUUUUUUUGAGAGUGAGUCUUGCUCUGUCGCCCCGGCUGGAGUGCGGUGGCAUGAUCUUGGCUCACUGCAACCUCUGCCUCCUGAAUUCAAGCAAUUCUCAUGCCUCAGCCUCCUGAGUAGGUGGGAUGGGAUUACAGGCUCAUGCUACCAUGCCUGGCUAAUUUUUGGUUGUUUUGUUGUUUGUUUGUUUUCGUUUUUUUUUUUUUUUUUAAGACAAUCUCGCUCAGUCACCAGGCUGGAGUGCAGUGGCGAAAUCUCGGCUCACUACAACCUCCGCCUCCUGGGUUCAAGUGAUUCUCAUGCCUUAGCCUCCCAAGUAUCUGGGAUUAUAGGCACAUGCCACCACACCCAGCUAAUUUUUGUAUUUUUAGUGGAGACCAAAUUUCACCAUGUUUGCCAGGAGGGAAUUUUUGUUUUGUUUUUUGAGACGGAGUCUGCUCUGUCACCCAGGCUGGAGUGCAGUGGCACUAUCUCAGCUCACUGCAACUUCUGCCUCCUGGAUUCAAGCAAUUCUCCUGCCUCAGCCUAUCGAGUAGCUGGGAUUACAGGUGUGCGCCACCAUGCCCAGCUAAUUUUUGUAUUUUUAGUAGAGAUGGGGUUUCUCCAUUUUGGUCAGGCUGGUCUCAACUCCUGACCUUGUGAUCUACCUACCUCAGCUUCCCAAAGUGAUGGGAUUACAGGUGUGAGCCACCGAGCUGGGCCAAAUUUUUGUAUCUUAUUUUUGAGACAGAUUCUUACUCCAUCACCCAGGCAGGAGUGCAGUGGCACAAUCUCGGCUUACUGCAGCCUCUACCUCCUGGGUUCAAGCAAUUCUCCUGCCUCACCCUCCGAAGUAGCUGGGACUACAGGCGCAUGCCACCACGCCCAGCUAAAUUUUUUUUUUUUUUUGUAUUUUUAGUAGAGACGGGAUUGCACCAUGUUGGCCAGGAUGGUCUUGAUCUCCUGACCUCAUGAUCUGCCCGCCUCAGCCUCACAAAGUGCUGGGAUUACAGGCAUGAGCCACCACGCCUGGCCAAUUUUUGUAUCUUUAAUAGAGAUGGAGUUUCACCGUGUUGGCCAGGCUGGUCCUGAACUCCUGACCUGAAGUGAUCUGCCCACCUCAGCCUCCCAAAGUGCUGGGAUUACAAGUGUGAGCCACUGUGCUCAGCCCAGGGUGUGUUGCUUUUUGCCUAUCUCCCCAAGAAGUUUGCAUUUUCCUGUUGUAAGUGAGGCUGAG